AUGAAAUUAUCAACCACAACUAUCUUUGCUAUUUUAGCUACCACAGCUUUAACUAAUGCUGCUGCCAUUGAUACUCCAACUGCUACUUCAAACUCAGGUUUAGUUGUCAAAAGAGAAGACUUAAAUGAAGUCAUGGAACAAUUACAACAAUUAAGAUCAUUAAAAGUUAAAAGAGAAGAAAUUGAUGAUGAAAUGGCUUUAGUUGAAUUUGAUAAAAGAGCUGAAUCAGUUUUAGGUAACUUAAUUUCUGCUUUAGCUAAUUCUGGUUUAAUUAGUCAAGUUUUCGAUGAUUUAACUUCAGCUCCUGAAUUAAAAGAAUCAAUUGUUGCUAUUCUUAAAGCUACUUUACAAGCUGCUGUUGUUCAAGGUCCAACUUUAAUCAAAGGUAUUUGGAACUCAGGUUUAUUACAAGAUGUUUUCAAAACUGUUUUAAACGAUAGUGACUUAAGAAGUGCUUUAUUAGGUGCUGGUAAAGCUUUAUUCUCCACUGCUGUUAACUUGGUUCAAAACUUCCUUGGUUCAAAAACCGAUACUUCAAGUUCAUCAGCUGCUUCAGCUGCCGCUGCUGCUUCUAAAAGAGAAGUUACCAUCAUCUCAGAAAGAAGUGAUUCAGAUUCUCAAGAUAUUGAACAAAGAGAUUUAGGUGAUAUUAUCUCCUUCAUUGUUACUGAAAUUAAAGACUCAGGUUUAGUUUCUUCAUUAUUUAACAAAAUUACACAAGAUCCAGAAGCUACUAUUAACUUCUUAAGUUCAGCUUUAAAAACCGGUGCCGUUGUUGUUAAAGAUGUAUACUCUUGGGCCAAAUCUUCAGGUGUUUUAGCUGAAGGUAUCUCAUGGUUAAAGAACAGUGAUAAUGGUAUUAUUUCAACCUUAGCUUCAUUCUUAGGUAAUGCCCUUAAUACUGGUUCAGUUUCAGCCGAUGAAUUUGAUAACGCUACUACAUCUGCUGCUGCCACCGUUGCCACUACCAAAACAGCCACAGCUACUGCUGCUAACACAGCUGCCGCUGCCGCUGCUGCUGCUGCCGUUGCUGGUUCAACCACUACUGCUGCUGCCGAUUCUGAUUUAAGUUUCUUGUCUAAAUAUGCUGAACCAGGUGCUACCACCUUAUACAGAGCUAAAAGAAUGGUAUAUUAA
This is a messenger RNA of Yamadazyma jaroonii, 1137 nucleotides long. The record is from the annotation of a GenBank genome assembly. Lineage: Eukaryota; Fungi; Ascomycota; Pichiomycetes; Serinales; Debaryomycetaceae.